AUGGACAGUAUAGUCGAGAUUUUAGAAAUAGAAAGUGAUAAAGAAAACUUGAUAGAAACAUCUAUGAUUAUAACUUCAACAAACAAUGAAAUUCAAACAUACGAUUCAUCUCAACUUACUCCUAAUCAAAGGCAUGCACUUCUUUUUAAUAUUGGCCAAUCAUUUGAGAUAACUACUUUUACAUGCCGUUUUACCAAAUACAACCCAUCGAGUACACGUAAGGAGGAGGUGCCAAAGCAGAAGGUGCUUAUUGAACGAUUUCAAAAUAGUUCUGACCAUUCUCAUACAAUAAAGGGAAGCGAGAUGUUGAAACGUUCAGAACAUGUUCGAAUGUUAGUGGAAAAGGCAGCGAUUAAAAAUUAUCCACCGCCAGUAAUUGUUAGUGCAAUCAAAGAGUAUGCAACCAUAGAACUAGGUCUUAGUGAUAGUGUUAAAGAAUUAAGAUGA
This is a messenger RNA of Cetraspora pellucida, 447 nucleotides long. The record is from the annotation of a GenBank genome assembly. NCBI's taxonomy places the organism in Eukaryota, Fungi, Glomeromycota, Glomeromycetes, Diversisporales, Gigasporaceae.